UACACAUUCUGUGUUUAGCGAGUGAAGUUGUCGCUUCCGUUUGCUUUGUGUGAUUUUGCAGUUUUUAAUAUACUUGUCAUAAAUCGCUAUUUUUGUUUUGUGCAAUUAUAUUUUUGCCAUUAAAGCUUAGAAUUUGAAGAAAUAUGGAACGACUUCUACGUUUAGGGGGUGGUUUUCACUCAGUAAAUCCUCCUCCAGACCCUCCAGUUGUUGAUACAGCUGAACAAGUUUAUAUAUCUUCGUUGGCUUUAUUAAAAAUGUUGAAACAUGGUAGAGCUGGUGUUCCUAUGGAAGUUAUGGGUCUUAUGUUAGGUGAAUUUGUUGAUGACUACACUGUGAGAGUAAUCGACGUAUUUGCCAUGCCCCAAACUGGUACUGGUGUAUCUGUUGAAGCUGUAGAUCCAGUUUUUCAGGCAAAAAUGUUGGAUAUGUUAAAACAAACUGGUCGCCCAGAAAUGGUUGUUGGGUGGUACCAUUCACAUCCUGGUUUUGGGUGCUGGCUUUCGGGUGUGGAUAUCAAUACCCAACAAUCCUUUGAGGCCCUCUCGGAAAGAGCAGUUGCUGUUGUUGUAGAUCCUAUACAAUCAGUGAAAGGCAAAGUGGUUAUUGAUGCCUUUAGAUUGAUUCAGCCAAAUCUCAUGGUUUUAGGACAAGAGCCUCGACAAACAACAUCUAAUUUGGGGCAUUUACAAAAACCUUCAGUUCAAGCAUUGAUACAUGGGCUGAACCGACAUUAUUAUUCAGUCAGCAUUAAUUACCGAAAGAAUGAAUUAGAGCAAAAGAUGCUCUUGAAUCUCCAUAAGAAAUCAUGGAUGGAUGGUCUCACUCUAGCUGACUAUAAAGAACAUUGUAGUAUAAAUGAAAAUAUAGUUUCAGACAUGUUGGAAUUAGCUAAAAAUUAUAAUAAAGCAUUAGAAGAUGAAGAGAAAAUGACUCCAGAGCAACUAGCUAUUAAGAAUGUUGGAAAACAAGAUCCCAAGAGGCAUUUGGAAGAAAAAGUUGAUGUUUUAAUGACGAACAAUAUUGUGCAAUGUUUGGGUGCUAUGCUUGAUACAGUUGUUUUUAAAUAAGACUCCAUAAAGCAUUUUUGUCAUAAACUUGUCUUUUAAUUUAUAUUUUAAUACUUUGAAUUUCUAAUUACUUUAUCUUAUAUUUCAAAUUUGCAUAUUUUCUAAGUUAAUUCUAUUUUGUAAUAAUUGUG
Messenger RNA from Ctenocephalides felis (cat flea), 1201 nucleotides. RefSeq names its product 26S proteasome non-ATPase regulatory subunit 14 (gene Rpn11). The record is from RefSeq and is a predicted model, not a curated record. Bases 144 to 1070 code for a protein of 308 amino acids. The transcript has 4 exons. Gene Ontology annotation, biological process: proteasome-mediated ubiquitin-dependent protein catabolic process; protein deubiquitination. Gene Ontology annotation, cellular component: proteasome regulatory particle, lid subcomplex. NCBI's taxonomy places the organism in Eukaryota, Metazoa, Arthropoda, Insecta, Siphonaptera, Pulicidae. Gene Ontology annotation, molecular function: protein binding; proteasome binding; metallopeptidase activity.